CAAUCAUUGUACUUUAGAAUUAAUAACAUGCCCGUAUUGUAUUAUUACUGUGAAUUUUAGCUACAUGAAUUUAACACAACAAUGUGCAAACACAAGUUCGUUUAGUGAUGCACCUUGCGCUUGUGAUUACGUUUGGAUCAAUGAGCCACAAUAUGAAGAGUUAAGUGGAAAAGCGUUUUGUGGUGUGGAUUCAACGUUUAAACAAUUCGUUGGAUUUCGAAGUCAAACGAAAAUUAUAACAAUUACAUUUUUUUAUAGUACUUUUCAUUCGCAUGCAUUUAGUUUAGAAUUUACUUCAGAAAAUAAUGAUAGUCGCUUAUCAUUUCGUGAAUUUUCAUUUACACUACAAGACGAUGUAUAUAUAAGAUACAAUUCAUUUGAAAAUAAGAACAACUUGUAUGAAAAACUGACGAGCCAAGUUCCAAUUAAAUUUGAUAUUGGUGCUGAAUAUGAUAAACGACCCAUAAAACUUAAAUCACAUGCCAUGAAACCCGUACAGAAAGAGUUAGUUUUUGAUAUUGAUGUGACUGAUUAUGAUCCAGUAAGAAAUUGUUGUAAAGAAACGGAUAUUUGUGAUGAAUGUUGGUAUUUUAUAGUUGUUGCAUGCCAAAUUCUACAGACUGCUCUUCAAGCUGAUUUAGCAGGUGGAGAAAACGGAAUAUCAUUCAAUCAAGUUGACUUAAAUUGUGUUCGAAAUAAAUAUGGAUAUAUUAUACGAGCGAAAAGUAAGAAAGGCAUUAAUAAAACUGGUAUUUAUUUUGAAAAGUUAUAUCAUUUAAAAGUCAUUUUAAAUGAGUCAUCAUUUUUAAGUGAUACCGAGAAACAAGAGCUUACAAAUAAUUUGUACAGCUUACAAAAGAAAAUUCUUAAUAUAUUAAAGCAAGAAAAUGAAUUUGAAGAUGAUUUAUUAAACGAAAUACCAGAAUCAAGUUUCAAUCCUGAAGAUUAUAUGAAUGAUAUCAGAAAAUUUUCUACUCAACGAUACGAAAAAAUUGCAUUGAAAAGAAUUAAGGACGAAAUAAUUUCAUUUGAAAUUGAUGAUUCUAUGAGUACUAUUCUAGACGAUAUUUUGAGUUAUGAUAAAGAAGAUAUUUAUUUGUUUUCAAGAAAAUUUAUUCUUAGUUAUGAUUUAUCACCAGAAAUAAUUGAAGAUGUCACUAGAACAGUUCAUGAAAAUCUUUUGAAUGUCCUCAAAAAUAUUCGUGAUAUAAGAAAUUUUUUCAUACAUCGUCGUUAUAAAACUCAAAACUGUGAAACGAAGCUCACGGAGUCAGCUAAUGUUGGUAAUAAAAAUUCGGUUAAAACUGAUGUUGCUGCUAAUAGUGCUAUUUCAAUCACGAAAUUAUUGAAUAAUUUAAAAUCUAAAAUAAUUUUGGCUUCUAAAACUAUUAAAGAUUUUGAAGAGUCAUUGGAAAAAUUAAAUAAUGAAUAUCAGAAUGAAAAGGACAAAACGACUAAUGUGGAAGUUUAUCCCGAAGAACUAUCAAUAGAGACUCAUCAAAAUAUAAUAGAACUUGCCAAUAUAUUCGAUAGAUCGAGAAAAGUUAAACUUACAGAAAAUAAAAAUCAAAGAAAAAUGAAAUCUAAAUUAACUACGAGUAUUCCUAGUAAUCCUAGUCAAUAUCGUAGAGAUUUAGAUGACGCAUGCAAUACGUUAAUAAAGUUUGACGCUGAUGACUUCAUUUCACCAUUACCAUCAAAUCUUAGUCACGACGCAAGUGCUUCAGCAAAAUAUGCAAGAUCAAAUGAAUUAGCUCAUGAUAUAUUUUCUUUAAAUAGAAAUUUAUUGAAUCAAAGAAUUACAGAUGAUAUAUUACCUGCACUAGAUGAUUUUUCUUUCAUAUCUCAAAUAUACGAAUAUGAAUAUCAUAAAAAAAAUAUUCCUAAAUCGAUUCAUGAUGAUAUAGCUGGAAAGUAUGAUUUAUUCACAGUAUAUUUGAAUUUAAAUAAAUAUAAAGAAGCAGAUGAAUUAUGUGAAUCGAUAUUCAAAAACACAAAAGACUCAAAAAUGAGGUUUCCAGCUUUGUACAUGAAUGCAUUUUCGAUUGAAGUAAAUAAAUUCACUGAAGUAAAUGAAGAUCCAUUCAAAUUAAUUAAUGAAACAAAUAAAAUGUUAUCACAAAUGAACGAAUUCAAAAUAAACAAGAGGGGAGAUAAUGUACCAUAUCAUGAUAUCUGUGGUGUAACAAAUGGUCGAAAAAUUUUAAUUGAGUUAGGUGAAAAAGGUACCGUGUCUGCAAAGAAUAUAUCAACAAAUCAACAUAUUCAUCAUUUUCGUAAUAAGGGCAAUGUGUCAACCGCUUACAAUCAUUGUACUUUAGAAUUAAUAACAUGCCCGUAUUGUAUUAUUACUGUGAAUUUUAGCUACAUGAAUUUAACACAACAAUGUGCAAACACAAGUUCGUUUAGUGAUGCACCUUGCGCUUGUGAUUACGUUUGGAUCAAUGAGCCACAAUAUGAAGAGUUAAGUGGAAAAGCGUUUUGUGGUGUGGAUUCAACGUUUAAACAAUUCGUUGGAUUUCGAAGUCAAACGAAAAUUAUAACAAUUACAUUUUUUUAUAGUACUUUUCAUUCGCAUGCAUUUAGUUUAGAAUUUACUUCAGAAAGAAAUCGUCAAUUUUUGAAAGGAUCCCUUUCAAAUAUAUUGAGUUUAAACCAAAGUGUGAGUGGUUAUAUUGCAUCUCCAUACUUCCCUGCACUCUAUGCACGAGAUCUAACCGCAGAGUAUGUAAUUAGCUGUGAAGUGAACUUGUCUAGUAAUUGCCGAAUUCGUUUAAUUUUUACUGAUUUUCAACUUGGAUCUUUAUCUUUUAUGGAGUUUUACAAUUGGAAUGGUGAUCGAUUGGAUAUAACAACCGGUUCUAAUUUUCGACCACCAGUAAUACUUUCGUCGGGACCGAGUUUACUAAUUAUUUUUCAUGCCAAUAGUGGAAUGGGUAUAGGAUUUAAGGCAGCUUACACUUUCAUAUCCUCAAAAACUUAUAAUGAUAUAUCUGUAAUUCCUAACACAAAUUGUGGUGGUUUUGUGGAAAAUUUGGGUGGUGCUAUUACCAUGAUGAAUAUGAUUGAAGAAGGAAUUCAAGCUUUUGAUUGUGUGUGGCUAAUAAGACCACCAAAGAAUUAUAUGAUUAAAUCACAUUUAUAUUUGAAAGUAAUUACUUUUCAACUAGAAUCAGUAUUAACAAUACGAGAAGGUUUGACGUCAGACAAACCUCUUUUAGAAACAAUCACUUAUCCAUCAAUUGAAAAUUUUCAAUCAAAAAGUCAACAUGAACAUGUGGUCUUACUAAACAUUGGAUUUUAUGUUCAUUUAAGGGGUGUAUUUUCAUCAAAAACUCGUAUCGCAAUUGCAUAUACAGCUUUUGGCUACAAAGAUUGUUUCAGUGGAUCUGAUUUCUUUUGUCACAAUCAUCGUUGUAUUCCUGCUCAAUUGAGCUGUGAUAGUUUUGAUCAUUGUGGUGAUAAUAGUGAUGAACCUGUCACAUGCUAUCGAGAUUGGGAGGUUGAAACAUUUGAUCGCAGAUGGUACGCUCAUACACCUAAUUAUUAUUUUCCUAAAAUUGAACGGUAUCCUGACAUAAAAACAGCCACGUUAGUAUUUAUAGUGAGUAGUUUAGGAUUAAUUGCAUUAAUUUCAUCAUUAAUUUUACUUUUAUAUCGAUUGGGUAAUCGAGCGCGCCAACAAAGGGAAUUACAAAAUCAACUACAAACAAUUAGUGAUUUAUUAGAUAGUAAUCGAGAAGAGAAUGUCACACUCGAUGAGCCACCAAUAUAUGAAGCACCGCCUGAGUACGAUGAAAUAAUCAAAGUUGGAGUGACUGAAGCAGCCCAUAAAAAGCAAACAAAAAAGAGAUCUUCACGAUCAUCAAGCAAAUCACAAGAUACACGAAGUCGUUCAUUAUCUAAUCGUCGAAAAUCACGGAGUAAAAGGUCACCCAGCCGUAAUGUUGCAACCUUACAUCAUCAUGUACUAGAUUCGCCUGGACCAUCAGGCUGUAUUCCAUUCAUUCAAACACAUAUAUCGAAUGGACCGAGUACAAGUACGGAAUUAAUUAAAACGUUGGUACCAGAUUCACCACCGCCAACUUACCAGAAAAGUAUCGAGCAAUUUUCAAACAAUUUCAAUCAAGCAAAUUUCAAUACACAAGAAAUUGCAUCGAUUACGACAUUAAGUGGAGAUGUAAGGGAUGCAAAUCAAAUGAAAAAUCAAGAUUCACACGGAAGAACUUUUACAUUAAUUCGAAGAUGUCGUUCGCAGGAUGAUUUAAUCAAAAUACAGAGCUCGAACAAGUUUAUGAGAGACACAAAUAACACCGAACUAGAUCCGAAUACACUUCAUACACAAAAUUCUGAAAUGCAAACAACACAUGAGAGUGUUUCAGACAGUAAUUUAUCAAAUCUAAACAUUAUGUACGAACGUGAAAAAUUAUGUGGUCGUACUUUUAAGGAUUACAAAGCAAUGAAAAGUUAUUUUGAAAAUUUGUUUGCACGAGCUAAACAUCCUCGCAAUCAAUAUAAACAAGUGACAUGCGAAUGUGAAGGAGCAUGUUCUUGUCCCGAUGACGAGUUAAUUUCAAAUAUGGAAAAUUAUGUAUCAUUGGAUAAUGAUGGACCAAUUAGAAACUGUCGAUCUAAUAAUGGUUCAGUUGAUGAUCGAAUUUUAACCAAAUCAUAUUUAUAUUUAUCAAAUUUUAAGUUAUGGAAAUCCAUGGAUAAUAAUUUAUAA
Molecule: messenger RNA, 4726 nt
Organism: Chrysoperla carnea
Lineage: Eukaryota; Metazoa; Arthropoda; Insecta; Neuroptera; Chrysopidae
Gene: Culd
Exons: 19
Coding region: 65-4726 (1553 amino acids)
Biological process (GO): DNA replication, synthesis of primer
Cellular component (GO): alpha DNA polymerase:primase complex
Molecular function (GO): protein binding
Source: RefSeq, a predicted model, not a curated record